ACACGUCCGGUGUAAUGUUCCCUUGGUGUUCGUUUGAACGUCACCGAAUUAAAUGAACCGGAAACCGAAUUUUUGACCGGCGGAGGGCCGAUUGUCUGGAAAAUUCUGCUGCUAGAACAGAAUAGUUUCACCUGAAACUGGGGCGUUCAGGUGUUUUAACAUGAGAGACACCAAAGGAGAGGCGAGGACAGACAGGACAGGUUGGAUGAUGUUCUGUCGCUGCUGCUUCGUCCUCAUUCUGCUCUUCACUUGGUCCUCGGCUCACAAUGACUUCUUCACCUCCAUCGGCCAAAUGACAGACCUGCUGUUCAUGGAGAAGGACCUGGUCUCCUCCCUGAAGGACUACAUCAGAGCUGAGGAGCACAAACUGGAGCAGAUCAAGAAGUGGGCUGACAGACUGGACGUUCUCUCCUCUGCUGCCACUCAGGACCCUGAAGGUUUCCUCGGACAUCCAGUAAACGCCUUCAAACUGAUAAAGAGACUGAACACGGAGUGGAGGGAGCUGGAGAGUCUGGUGCUAACAGACAUGUCUGACGCGUUCAUCUCCAACCUGACCAUCCAGAGGCAGAACUUUCCCAACGACGAUGACCAGACCGGAGCAGCUAAAGCUCUGAUGAGGCUUCAGGACACCUACCAGCUGGACACCAACAUCAUCUCCACCGGAGAGCUGCCAGGCUCGUCGUCGGUCGCCUCCCUGACGGUGGACGACUGCUACGAUCUGGGGAAGGUGGCAUAUUCGGAAGCUGAUUACUACCACACCGAGCUGUGGAUGGUCCAGGCCCUGAAGCAGCUGGAUCAGGGAGAGACGUCCGGGCUUGUGGACGCCGUCACCGUCCUGGACUACCUGAGUUACUCUGUCUACCAGCAGGGGGAGCUGGAGAGGGCUCUGGGCUUCACCAAAAGGCUGCUGGAGCUUGACCCGACACACCAGCGAGCCAACGGGAACCUUAAAUACUUUGAGUACCAGCUGUCCAAACAGAAGAAGGCCGAGGCGACGGAAGAGGCUGAGGGGAGGCACAGGACGGUGAGUCGAGGUCGACCUGAUGAUUACCUGCCUGAGAGGAGGAAGUACGAGCAGCUGUGUCGAGGAGAAGGCAUCCGGAUGACUCCCCGCAGGCAGAGCCGCCUCUUCUGCCGUUACUACGACAACAACCGCCACCCGAGGUAUGUGAUUGGUCCGGUGAGGCAGGAAGACGAGUGGGAUCACCCCCGCAUCGUCCGCUACCACAACAUCGUGUCGGACAAAGAGAUGGAGAAGGUCAAAGAGCUGGCCAAACCCAGGCUGCGUCGAGCCACCAUCUCCAACCCCGUAACCGGUGUGCUGGAGACGGCCCACUACCGCAUCAGUAAAAGACGGGCCACGGUUCAUGACCCUCAGACAGGCAAACUGACCACGGCUCAUUACAGAGUCUCCAAGAGCGCCUGGCUUGGAGCAUUCGAACAUCCGGUGGUGGAUAAAAUCAACCAGAGGAUCGAAGAUAUCACUGGCCUGGAUGUCACCACGGCCGAGGACCUGCAGGUGGCUAACUACGGUGUCGGAGGACAGUAUGAACCUCACUUCGACUUUGGACGGAAAGACGAGCCGGAUGCAUUCGAGGAGUUGGGAACAGGGAACCGGAUCGCCACCUGGCUGCUUUAUAUGAGCGACGUGCCGGCAGGGGGCGCCACCGUCUUCACCGACAUCAGAGCUGCCGUUUGGCCCAAAAAGGGGACAGCCGUGUUCUGGUACAAUCUGUAUCCCAGUGGAGAAGGAGACUAUCGGACCCGACACGCCGCCUGUCCGGUUCUGGUCGGGAACAAGUGGGUUUCCAACAAAUGGAUCCAUGAACGAGGGCAGGAGUUCAGGCGACGCUGUGGCCUCCAGGAGACCGACUGACCACCGACCCACCUUCAUCUUCCUCCUCCAUCUUCCUCCGAGCUGCUGAGUGUGACUGCACAUCUUCUACAUGUUUAUUUUUUUCUGGGCUGUGUGUUGGGGUAUGUUUGUUUAGUCGGGAUUCAUGGAAAUCACCGCCUUUAUCAGGUUUAUUUCACAAAUAUUCAGACGUCUGCACAUCCCAGCCAGUUUUGUGUCGGGAACAAAGAACGCUGCAGAAAGAAUGGAUUCAGGGAGUGAAAUUAGAGCGUUUUAAUCCGUUCCAUGGCAGCAACAAGCAGGAAACACAUCGAAUUAAGCUUCUUCAGAGAAACCAGCUGCUCUAGAGCUCUUUCACUCCAGUUUAACAUCUUAAAUACAGCAAUAUCUGACAUUAUAUCUGAGCUGAUUUCACCAAUAAUGUCUUCAGUCUCCAGGUUAGCCACAUAAAAGUGAGCUGACAAACAAGAAAAUGUGCAGUUUGGUGUGACUGAUAGCAAAACAUCAUAGAUAUCACUAAUUUAAAUGUAUUAAGGAAAAAAAUGACAUAAUACAGUGAGAAAGAUCCGACUUUUUUAGCUUCCUGUCUCCUUUGUUGUUAGCGUUAGCCAUUAUUAGCUAACCCAAACACUCAUUAAAACCUCGUAUUUGUGUAUUUUGAGAAGCAAAACUUAACUUUAGCUCAACUUAAACAGACAUUUUAUUAAACAUUAACUCUCUCAGUGCAGCUUUUAGUCCCCAAAGUAAAGAUCCAGUUCCACAAACAAUUAAAUUAACAAGAUAACAAAAAGAAGACGCCUUUGAGGUUUUCUUCCAACCAAUGGCAGAAGAUAAAUGAAGAUUCACACAAGAAACUACAGAAAACACUCUAAUUUUAAUAUCUGUGUAGAUUCUCAGUCAUAACAACCCUUUCAGCUUCAGUAGAAGUCAACUGGACAUCUCUGAUAGCUUCUGGAGAUUCAUCUCAAAAAUGACUCCAGACUUUUCCAAAAUGACUAAAACCUUCUUAAAAUGACUCCAGAGUCAUCUGGAUUGUUAUGAUUCUCAGUCAUCAGUUCAUAACAAUUGGGUUGGCUUCAGUAGAAACCAACUGGACAUCUCUGGUAGGUUCUGGAAGACGAUUUGUCUUCCAGAACCUACCAGUUGGUUUGUACUGAAACUCCUACGAUUUUACUUCCAGUUUGUUCUCAUACAGUUUCUUUGUUCUUGACAUUUGAGAUGUAAAUGGCUGGGAUGUUUGAGUCGGUGCCUUCUGUUACUGUUUCACUCCUUUAAUGCUUCGCUGCAGGUCAUUGCUUUGGUCAAGUUUUAUUUUCAUUAUUCUCUUAUUUAUUGUCUAUUUUUUAAACUUCUUGUUCGUGUUGACAUGUUUAGACGGAAAACUAAACCUGAGAGGCUUCAAUAAUGUCUUAAAGCUGUUAGAAUGAAUCAACUUAUGGUUGAUAAUUUACUCCUGGUUAAAAUCUUUCACAACUGGGAGCUUCAGCAGAGACUUCAUCCACUUUCUUUCUUGAGGCAAACCAGAGUUUGUGCUGCAGGUUUGAAUCGUGUUUGAGUUUCAGGGUGAAUUUUGAGAGUUUCAUGUUUUCAGACCGGAGACUUUUUGAAUUUCUUCCCUCAGAGAAACCAUUUUAAGGUUCCACUGUAGACCCCCAUGAACACCAGGUUCUGUUUCCACAUCAAGAUUUAGUCUAAAGUAGGGCUGCAACUAACGAUGAAUCAAUGAAUCAUCUGAGCACAAUACGCGCUGCAUUGUGCAUAUAUAAUAUAUGUACGAUGCAGCGUGGAUGUCCGUCCGUGUUCAGCGCUCUGCCUGGACAAUGAUUCUGUUGCAUUGCGUGCCCAAUUCCGCUUUUGAUGACGUAUCGUGCUCAGACGAUUCAUUGAUUCAUUGUUAGUUGCAGCCCUGGUUUAAAGAUCUAAAACUGGAACCUUGUCUGGAACAUCAGAUUCUAAUGAUGAUAGAGCCUCAACAGUUGGAGAAAUGUCGACCAAAGACUGUAUUUUAGUAGAAAUAUGGAUCCAUCCAUAUGUAUACACUUACAGGAACUUUAUGGAGACACUAUACCAGCCUGGGUUGAAUGUUCGGCUCUUUUUUUCCAUUUUCAAGAACUAAUAAUUGUUGAUUAUUGUCAUUCUGGACAGUUCGGAGUCAUUCUAGGCAAGUUUGAAGUCACUUUGGACGGUCUUUUUUCUGAUUUUGGACACAUUUUUCAACAUUUUGGACAAAUUUUUUGUAAUUUUUGGAAAUUGAGUCAUUCUAACCAGAUUUUAAGUCAGUUUUUUUCUUAUUUUGGACAGAAUUUGAAUCAUUUUGGACAGUUUGGGGUCAUUUUGAUCAUUUUUGAGUCAUUUUACACCAAUUCUAAGUCUAAACAUCUAAAAACUGGAACCUUAUCUGGUCAGACUUUCCUCACAUCAGAUUCUACUGAUGUUAGAGCCUCAAAAGUUGGUGAAAUGUCGACCAAAGACUGUAUUUUAGUAGAAAUAUGGAUCCAUCCAUAGAUAUACACUUACAGGAACUUUAUGGAGACAUUAGGCCAGUCUGGGUUGAAUAGUUUGCACUUUUUUUUCUUAUUUUUAAGGCCACUAACAAAGAAAUCCAUCCUCUGUUGGAUCCAUUCAGUCGUUCUGAUCUGAUGAAACUAUUCUGUCUGAGUUCUCGCCAAGUUUCAUGGCUGUAGGAAUUUAAUUUCUGGAGAUAUUCAGCCAUUAAAAUAGCUUAUCAGGUGUUUUUUUGAGAGGAAAAGUCCCAAACUUCUCAGCUUGAAAACAUGAAAUUCUCCAAAUUCAGCCAAAAUAUUUGACAGAACUUAGUUUUGGAUCCCAAAAAACAAAAAAACUCUGUUCUCCGAAAUGACACCAACUGACCCCAAACUUCUGCUUCUUUCUCUUAUUUUAGAUGUUUUUGAUUCGGUUUGUUCAAGUUUUGGGUUAUUUUGAACCAUUUGUUUGAGUCAAAGACUAGUUUUAGUAGAAUCCAUGGAUGCUUCCAUACACUCUUAAAGGAACUUUGUGGAGGUAAAAAGGAGAAUUCUGCACUUUAUUUUCAUUUUGAAGGUCAGAAAUGUAAAGAUUUGUCCUCCUCAUGAUCCAUUCAAUCCCUGGAUCUGCAGUGGUUUGAUUUCUGGAGAUUUUGAACCUUAAAAUGGCUCCAAAUGUUGGUUUUAAGGGUGAAAACAGAGAAAUUCCCAGAACACCAACAUGACUGGCCUCUGCAGCAACAACCAGAGUUCAGUUUUGAAUCGUCUUCGUGUCGCAGCUCCAGAUUUUUCACCCAGAAGAGAGAAAAUCGACUCUUUUCUGUUUUCAAAUGGAAACUGAACUCUCUCUCUCUCCGUCUAUGUAACUCGCCCGGUUCUGCCUCUUUAUUCCACCAAUCCGGCGUGUCGGUUCGUUUUCAGCCCAGAGGUCGUUCACUCCUCAAACAGACGCCAAACACAGGCUCCGCCCACUUCCUGUUUCUUCCCCAGACCUGCUCUGAUCUCUGCUUUAACCCUUUAAACUCCACACUGGGCUCCAUCCUGUGUGCCUCCAUCUCUGUUACCGUGGUUACAGACGCCACACAGUUUAUUUAGUUUCACUUUCAGAGUUUUAAUUUCAGACCCUUCUGGGGUUUAAGGACAGAUGCUGUUAAAUAAAUGCAGGAUUCUCGUGUUGAUGAAACCAGGCUGAGUUUGUGGUUCUGAGCAGGAAUAUUGUGUUAAACUGGUUUCUAUGAAUGUUGUCCACCUGCAGCAGGUGUUUCCAGGUGAGUCCUUCAUCACUCCCACUGAUGCUGUUUGUCUUUAUACUGUCGCUGCACUUUGUCUGGUAAUAAAUGUGAAGAACACAA
Messenger RNA from Amphiprion ocellaris (clown anemonefish), 5690 nucleotides. RefSeq names its product prolyl 4-hydroxylase subunit alpha-1-like. Gene Ontology annotation, biological process: peptidyl-proline hydroxylation to 4-hydroxy-L-proline. Gene Ontology annotation, cellular component: endoplasmic reticulum. Gene Ontology annotation, molecular function: L-ascorbic acid binding; procollagen-proline 4-dioxygenase activity; protein binding. The coding region runs from base 161 to 1876 and encodes 571 amino acids. The transcript has 16 exons. Lineage: Eukaryota; Metazoa; Chordata; Actinopteri; Pomacentridae. The record is from RefSeq and is a predicted model, not a curated record.